AACCCUGUGGCGGGAGGGCCUGCUGUCAUGUCAGGGUUUAAGGUGGCGCCGGUGGAGGGGGGCAGCCCUGUGGCGCUGCCGCCCGGCGAGACGGUCAUAGGAAGAGGCCCCUUGCUGGGAAUCACAGAUAAACGAGUAUCCAGGAAACAUGCUAUUUUGAAAGUAACCGGUGAUCAGCUUUGCAUCAAACCGGUUCACAUAAACCCUUGUUUUUAUCGGCCGUCUGAAAACAGCCAACCCUUGCCACUGGAUACAGACAAAUGGCACCAACUGAGCCCUGGUGACAACUUCUCCCUCUUAGUGGACAAAUAUGUCUUCAGGGUUGCUUUCACUCACACAGAGAUGGAAGGCCUUCAAAGCCGGAACAGCGGCAUCCUUGAUGCGGAAGAGAGGCCCGAUCAGACGCCCAAGAUGCCACCCAGGCAGUCUUCGCUACAGCAACCGUCCUCUUCUGACCACGAUAAGCUUCUGGAAGCCCACUCCCGAUUGGAAAGAACAGCUGGAACUCCCCAAAAGCUUUCUGCUAGUGUGGCUGACCCAGAAAAGCUGAGGCCCGCUGCAAGGAAAAGGCUGCUUCCAGCAUGGAUGCUCCAAGGCGAUCUGGUGAUUCUGAGUUCAUCAACUGCGGUCCCUGGAAGAGGAAAUAAUGAAGAAAGAAAAAGAAGUCCAGGAAAAAAGCAAAAAACUACACCAAGUGACCGGGCUGCCCUUCCAGUACAGGAUAUGCAGGGAGUCGCCGCAGAAUUUGCUUUUCCAAAGGUGGAAAACAAUAACAGCAAAGUUAUACCUCAAAUACCUAAAUGUUUGACAGUGCAGAAUGAAUUCUUGGAACCCAGCCAAUCAGGACACCAGUGCAUUGAAAGUAAUAAAAGGGAAAUUGAAGAAGAGAGCACCCCAUCUAAAACAGCAGACCAAGGAGUUCCGUCUCAGUCUCCUGUCCACCAGGACGAGAAGGAAGCAUUUAUACUAGAUCAAAUGGCUGAAACGGACAUUUCAGAUUCAGCUGGAAGUUCAGAUGUGCCACAGAGCUCUAAUGUAACCAAACACAAGAGGACCCCUUGCCAGUACGGGAGAAAAUGCUACAGGAAGAAUCCCGUACACUUCCAAGAGUUCUCUCAUCCUGGCGAUGCCGAUUAUCAAGACCCGGAAGUUGUAACUCCAGCUGAUAAUGAUCGUCGACCCGAAUGCCCCUACGGAACUGCUUGUUACAGGACGAAUCCCCAGCACAAGAAAGAGUAUAAGCACACGGCACCCCCAGGACCCGAAAGAAGGCAGACUAGACCAAAUCCUGCCAAAAAAGGAAGAAGCGUCUUGGAGGAGGACAGUGAUCAUGACGGCGAACCCAAUGAGUACGAUUUGGAUGACAGCUUCAUAGACGAUAAAGAGGAAGAAGAGUGCGACCCUACGGAUGAAGAUUCUGACUGGGAGCCAGAUUUUGAGGACAAAGAUACCAAAGACGUGGACACCCUCCUGAAAGAAGCACAGAAGUUUGUUAAAACUAAGAAGUGA
Euleptes europaea (tarantolino) is the source of this 1509-nucleotide messenger RNA. It is a transcript of the gene APLF, whose product is annotated as aprataxin and PNKP like factor. Bases 28 to 1509 code for a protein of 493 amino acids. The record is from RefSeq and is a predicted model, not a curated record. Gene Ontology annotation, biological process: double-strand break repair. NCBI's taxonomy places the organism in Eukaryota, Metazoa, Chordata, Lepidosauria, Squamata, Sphaerodactylidae. The transcript has 11 exons. Gene Ontology annotation, molecular function: 3'-5' exonuclease activity; DNA-(apurinic or apyrimidinic site) endonuclease activity; protein binding. Gene Ontology annotation, cellular component: site of double-strand break; nucleus.